Messenger RNA from Paraphaeosphaeria sporulosa, 2775 nucleotides. RefSeq lists its product as uncharacterized. The coding region runs from base 1 to 2775 and encodes 924 amino acids. The record is from RefSeq and is a predicted model, not a curated record. The transcript has 12 exons. NCBI's taxonomy places the organism in Eukaryota, Fungi, Ascomycota, Dothideomycetes, Pleosporales, Didymosphaeriaceae.
AUGCCACGGAACCCGCUCAAAUCAGCACUGUCGAUGAAAGCUGAAGGCAUUGCAAUGCAACACUCACAGAGGAGCGCACAGGCGAUGCCACAGAAGCGAGAGGGAUCGCCGCUCAAUUCUAAACGGCAAGGACUAGUACCAGCUGAGCCUACGACAGCAGCGAAGCCCCGCUCAUCGCAUCCUUUUAGCCAGCCACCUUCUAGAGAAGCUAAACGCUUGGCCAAGGCUGCAAGCGAAGAAGCAUACAGUUUCAUUCAAAAUCUUCCCUGCGACGGAGAAGAGAAGGAGUAUCUACUCAACCUCUUGCGCACCCGGGCAGUCCCUCCUUGGGGAAGCGCCGAUCACUACCCGGCUGUGCUGGGGAAGACGGGUCAGGGGAAGUCCCACACGAUCAUCUCUCUUACCGGCAUAGACCUUGGAAACGCUAUGGGCGGAACUGAUAGCGUGACGAAUACCGUAAUGGAAUUUCGUCCACUCUACAACGACCAGAAGCACCCGUAUCUGGUUCAGAUUUUCUUGUACAGCAAGCCGUACGUCAUGAAGAUGUUUGAGGACGGGUUUCGUGAAAACCGCCACUGGCAGUCGACUCAUCCGGAAAGCAUCGGUGAGGACGACUCCGGGGAUGAAGACGCCGAAGCAACAGAAGCUCCUACUCGGCUGAUCGCGAUGAUACUUGACCUGAAGAUUCUAGGACCAGACCAGGGAUACCGGGACCAUGAGGCAGCAGACCAAUACCUCGAAAGCAUCGACGAUAGCAAGUCCCUGCGUUCCUUCGGAAAGAGGCUCGACUGCCUGUAUAAAAACAUUCAGGGACGCGAUGGCAUCACCAGCAAAAUAGAACAGGGAUGCGCGACAGUUGAAGCCGUGAGGAAGUUCAUCGCUCCCUUUAUUAGGAAGGCAUCAGAACCAUUCGCAGAAGGAACCGAGGCAGAGUGCUGCCCAUAUCCACUCGUCGAAAAGGUUGCUGUCGCUUCAAAUUCACCUGUUCUGAACAAAGGAAAUAUAUUAAAGGAUGCACCUGGUGUCGGUGACACGAACAGAGCUCACGUAGAUCGGGCUCACACGGCACUAAAAAAUGCUGAUAAGAUUAUGGUCGUUUCCGAAAUGAAGAGAUGUCUCGCAAACAACGAGCUCUAUGCAACAAUCAAAAUGGCCCUCAAGCAGAGGGGGCCAGGAGGUGUCAUCUUAGUUCUCACGCAUUCUGCGGAAAUAGAUGAAAAAAUAAAAAAAAAGACACGUGGGCGGUUUACCCGGGAACAACGCCAAACCUACGCAUCGCUUCAGCAACAGAUCGCUCAAGUAGAUGCAGAGCUUCUAAUUCUGAAAGAGCAAGAAGAGAACGUGGACGAGAUCACUAUCAAGCGAGAGCUAGAAGAGCAGAUCCAGGGGAAGAAAAUCAGGCGAAAGGAGAUUGAAAACACUGACUUCGAACUUCACGUCCUUGCACGGAAUCAACAAACCGUAGCUGAUUUUCGAGGGAAGCUGUUAUCUAAGAAGAUCUGGAAGAAGCAUUACCCGAAGAUCAUCAUAGUCUGCAUAGACAACUACGAGUAUGGCAAGCAUGCUCCAGGCUACUCAUCAUGGACCCCUGAUGAGAGCUGCGAAGCACCACGUCUGUCUAAAGAGGCUUCUGGCAUUCCGGAGUUAAGGAGUAUAAUCGCAGGCUUCCCUGCCGAUGGACUAUGGGAGACUUUACGGCAUCAUAUUCACGAAACGUGGGAAUGUACCAUGAACUCUCUUGAGAUGUCGGGCACUGUCACUAUCGCGCAACGGAAAGCUGAGGUUGACGAGCAAUUCGCUGGAAGCUGUCAGAGCAUCGUGACAAUCAUCGAAGAGCAAUUCCACGAUCUGACAAGCGGACACAUGGAAGCUGUUAGAGACCAUAUCGUGCAAAAAGAGAGAUCUUGGGCUGAAGCAGGACUCGAGACUCAUGCAGGGUUCGCUAAGUCGAUGAAUUCUGCUACACACAAAGCACUCAUGAAGAAGCAUGGUCUGACAGUCACGGGGCAGCGUAAAGAAUUCGACCUCAACGAAGAGCUUUACGCGGAACCACGCAAGGUCAUCAUGGCCAGCUUAGAUGAUCUAAGCGAUGACAAGAUCCCCCGAUUCUUCACUGAGCUGAUCCAGGGUAUCCGGAGCACUGUCGAAGAACUGUUCACCGAAAUUGAGCAUGGUCCACAUUAUGACGCCGUAGGUCUUAGCGCAAAGGUACAGGCAGGAAUACGUGUGCGCCAACGGACGCUUGAAAAAGCUUGCACCUCAACACAGAAACAGGCGAUCAGAAUGAUAAGAGAUAAACGAGACCGUGCUCUCGGACCACACGGCACGAGUAGCUACUUCUACGCUGCCUUUAAGUCCGCCUACGAUACGGCAAAUACAGCUCAACCGAAAAAGAGGUCGCGGUCAUACACCCUCCAUGAUGCCAGAUGCAAAGCCUUCGAAAUGGCUCUCACUGUGCCGGACGGACCUUACUAUCAGCUCUACAUCAUGAUGUUCGAAGAGCUUGUUGGUAAUCUCAAUGACCUACAACAACAGCUGAUUAGCAACAUCAAGAACAUUUUCGCGGAAAUACAGCAUGAGAUCGACAUGGCGUGCUCCAGGAAGGACGAUCAUCGGCCUGAAGCGAAGACUUUCAGGCGUGAGGUUAUGCGACAGACGGGAAAACUGAGGAAGCUCUUCACUGACCAGAUUCGACCCUGUUUAAUUCAGGCGGUGAAGAUGGCUGAAAUUCAGCGACGGGAGGAGAGGAUCAACCAGCAGAUGCCUACGGUAUGA